This is a messenger RNA of Micropterus dolomieu (smallmouth bass), 555 nucleotides long. Its product is annotated as proline-rich receptor-like protein kinase PERK10. Bases 1 to 555 code for a protein of 184 amino acids. The transcript has 3 exons. The record is from RefSeq and is a predicted model, not a curated record. NCBI's taxonomy places the organism in Eukaryota, Metazoa, Chordata, Actinopteri, Centrarchiformes, Centrarchidae.
AUGUUCAUAUCGAGUGGGAGGUGUCGCGCUGAUCUGGCAGAGGUGCGCCUGUCUCCCGUGUGCCUGCCUCCUCCUGCAUGCCGUCUCACCUGCGUGCCGCCCCGCUCUGCAUCGGCAGCCGCGUGUGACCGUGCGUGCGCGCCCUGGCGCACCCUCGACCAGGUUCACUUACCGCCGUCCUCUGAGUCAGCUGGGCUUGCCUACCUGCCCUCUCCUCUCGGGCAUCUUCCACAGCACCCUCUCGGCUCCCCCUCGUGCCUCGUGACAGUUAGCCUGCCACCACACUCCUCCACCAACAGUGUAGUUAGUUCUCCCGUGCCUCCUUUCUUCCUUGGCCCCCGGUACCUCCCAGUUCCCUUGUCCCAGCCUCCUUGGUCCCACCUGCUCCUCGGCCCCCAGUGCUCCUCAGUCCCCCGUGCCCGUGUUCCCCCGGCAUCCACCUCUCCCUCACCUCCACUUCCUCAAACCCUUUUUCCCUCAAUAAAUCCUCUUUCACCUGAGGGUUGCUUUUGGGUCCUCUCUGUCCAACAUACACUACAAUAUAUCACUAACUAG